Messenger RNA from Condylura cristata (star-nosed mole), 1586 nucleotides. It is a transcript of the gene HGD, whose product is annotated as homogentisate 1,2-dioxygenase. The transcript is spliced from 14 exons. Gene Ontology annotation, biological process: L-phenylalanine catabolic process. The coding region runs from base 41 to 1378 and encodes 445 amino acids. Gene Ontology annotation, cellular component: cytoplasm. NCBI's taxonomy places the organism in Eukaryota, Metazoa, Chordata, Mammalia, Eulipotyphla, Talpidae. The record is from RefSeq and is a predicted model, not a curated record. Gene Ontology annotation, molecular function: homogentisate 1,2-dioxygenase activity.
CUGGCUUUCCUGAACUCAUCAUCCUUGCAGCAGAAGAAUAAUGGCAGAGUUGAAGUACAUUUCCGGAUUUGGGAAUGAAUGUGCCUCCGAGGACCCUCGAUGCCCAGGUGCCCUGCCAGAAGGACAGAACAACCCUCAAGUCUGCCCUUACAAUCUGUACGCUGAGCAGCUCUCAGGAUCGGCUUUCACUUGUCCUCGGAGCAGCAACAAGAGAAGCUGGCUGUAUAGGAUUCUCCCUUCAGUUUCUCACAAGCCCUUCGCGUCCACUGAUCAAGGUCACGUGACCCACAACUGGGACGAAGUUGACGCUGAUCCUAACCAGCUUAGAUGGAAACCAUUUGAGAUUCCAAAAGCAUCUCAGAAGAAAGUAGACUUCGUCAGUGGUCUACACACCUUGUGUGGAGCUGGAGACAUCAGGUCUUGCAAUGGGCUUGCUGUCCAUAUUUUCCUCUGUAAUACCUCAAUGGGGGACAGAUGCUUUUACAAUUCAGAUGGGGACUUCUUGAUUGUUCCCCAGAAAGGGAAACUUCUCAUUUACACAGAGUUUGGCAAGAUGCUUGUGCAACCCAAUGAAAUCUGCGUCAUUCAGAGAGGAAUGCGGUUCAGCAUAGAUGUCUUUGAGGAGACCAGGGGCUACAUCCUGGAGGUCUAUGGUGUCCACUUUGAGUUGCCUGACCUGGGACCAAUUGGAGCCAAUGGCUUGGCCAAUCCUCGCGAUUUCCUGAUACCUGUUGCUUGGUAUGAAGAUCGCAAAGUGCCUGGUGGCUACACAGUGAUUAAUAAAUACCAGGGCAAGCUGUUUGCUGCCAAACAGGAUGUCUCCCCUUUCAAUGUUGUGGCCUGGCAUGGAAACUAUACCCCAUACAAGUAUGACCUGAAGAACUUCAUGGUCAUCAACGCUGUGGCCUUUGAUCAUGCAGACCCAUCCAUUUUCACUGUGUUGACAGCCAAAUCUCUCCGCCCUGGAGUAGCCAUCGCUGAUUUCGUCAUCUUUCCACCUCGCUGGGGGGUUGCUGAUAAGACCUUCAGGCCUCCUUAUUACCACAGAAACUGCAUGAGUGAAUUCAUGGGCCUCAUCAAAGGUCACUAUGAGGCAAAGGAAGGCGGGUUCCUGCCUGGAGGAGGCAGCCUGCACAGCACAAUGACUCCCCAUGGUCCUGACAACGAUUGCUUUGAGAAGGCCAGCAAAGCCAAACUGGAACCAGAGAGGGUUGCAGAUGGCACCAUGGCAUUUAUGUUUGAAUCAUCUCUAAGUAUGGCCGUCACCAAGUGGGGCCUCAAGACCUGCAAUUGUUUGGAUGAGAACUACUACAAGUGCUGGGAGCCUCUCAGGAGCCACUUCACCCCCAAUUCCAGGAACCCAACAGGAUUUAAUUGAGAUUGGAGCUUUGCUACCAUAAUUGAAAAUGGAUUUGUGCAACUUCCUUUAGAAUUGUGUACCCUCUGGGAACAUUACAGGGAAAGGUUGUUUAAAAUGAGAACUCACUUCACAGUCAUAAAUGUAAUUCAGACAUUUAUAGAAGUGUAUGUAGAAAGAUCUGUGGCUGUCAACUUAAUUAAUAAAUACUUGCUGUCGUUCUGUGGAA